AAAACAAUAAUUUCUGGACCUAGCCUGACCGUGUAGGGACAAGAAAGCUCCCCUGCCCAACCUGAAGGAGGAACUGAUGAUGGAAGCAUCACAUCUACUCAAGAAAGACCAGGAAGUUCUCCGCCUUCCCACUUUUCCUUUGAUUAGAAAACUGUAGCCCAACAGCCUGGGGUUAUCAUGAAUCCACCCAAGAUUGCUCCCUGCUGUCCAGACCUGGCCUCCACUCCCCCUCCCCGGAAAGUGCAGUCAUGCUGUUCUCCAGCCCUCCUCCCACACUGUCUUUUGUGUCCUGAGCACCAAGCCCCACCACUUACAGCUGCUCUAGCACCAUCUUCCACACACGAGGAAAUGAGAAAAAUACCAAACAAUGCGAACCUGAGGAUGACGAAGGUGGCGUACCCGCUGGGGCUGUUCGUGUGCCUGUUCAUCUACGUCGCCUACAUCAAGUGGCACUGGGCCUCCGCCACCCAGGCCUUCCUCGGCAUCCCCGAGGCGGCCACGGGGGGCCGGAGGGGCCAGCAGGCCCACAGUCCCCCGAGGCCAGGCACCCACGGACCUGAGGUCUCCUACGGCAUCAUGUUUGACGCGGGCAGCACCGGCACCCGUGUGCACGUCUUCCAGUUCAGCCGGCAGCCUGGAGAAACUCCCACCUUGACCCAUGAAACCUUCAAAGCACUGAAGCCAGGUCUUUCUGCUUAUGCUGAUGACGUUGAAAAGAGCACGCCAGGGAUCCAGGAGCUACUGGACGUGGCCAAACAGGACAUCCCUUUUGACUUCUGGAAGGCCACCCCCUUGGUCCUCAAGGCCACAGCUGGUCUGCGCCUGUUGCCAGGAGAAAAGGCUCAGAAGUUGCUGCGGAAGGUCAAAGAAGUGUUUGAGGCGUCGCCAUUCCUGGUGGGGGACGACUGUGUUUCCAUCAUGAACGGGACAGACGAAGGUGUUUCCGCGUGGAUCACCGUGAACUUCUUAACAGGCAGCCUGAAGACCUCCGGGAGGGGCAGCGUGGGCAUGCUGGACCUGGGCGGGGGGUCCACCCAGAUCACCUUCCUCCCGAGACUCGAGGGCACCCUUCAGGCCUCGCCGCCCAGCUUCCUCACGUCCCUCCAGGUGUUUAACAGGACCUACAGACUCUACUCCUACAGCUACCUGGGGCUUGGCUUGAUGUCGGCGAGACUGGCAGUCCUGGGAGGCGAGGAGGGGAAGCCUGCUGAGGACGGACAGGAGCUGGUCAGCCCUUGUCUGUCUGCCGGUUUCAGAGGAGAGUGGGAGCAUGCUGAGGUGACGUACAGGAUUGCCGGACAGGAGACAGCGGGGAGCCUCUACCAGCUGUGUGCCCGCCGAGUGUCCGAGAUCCUUCGAAACAAAGUGCGCAAGACGGAGGAAGUGAAGGACGUGGAGUUCUAUGCCUUUUCCUACUAUUACGACCUUGCCGCAAAUGUGGGCCUCAUAGAUGCGGAGAAGGGAGGCAGCCUUGUCGUCGAGGACUUCGAGGUCGCGGCCAAGUAUGUGUGCCGGACGGCGGAGACCCGGCCGCCACCUAGCCCCUUCCUGUGCCUGGACCUCACCUACGUCAGCUUGCUGCUCCAGGAGCUCGGCUUCCCGGGGGACAAAGUGCUGAAGCUGACCCGGAAGAUCGACAAUGUGGAGACCAGCUGGGCUCUGGGCGCCACUUUUCAUUACAUCGACUCCCUGAGGAGACACAAGAGCCCCGCCGCGUAGCUGCCAAGUUGCCGGCCGUCCUUGCAGAAGCGCAGGCUCUGCGAAAGAAGGCCCCUUUGGGAACCCUGACUUGCAGGAUGGGGGCCACGGUGCCGGCCGGGACCCUCCUCCCCACGGCCACACACGCCAGCCCCUGGGUGCGCUGGAACGCAGCCCAGGCUUUGGCUCCAGGUGGACGGUGUCCAGAUGGGGCAGGGGGCACAGACUGAGGCCAGGGCGGCCCCGCUGCCAUCCACACUGUCCCAUCUCAGGCCUGGGACGGCCGUGACACGCGUCCUAUGACAGGAGUCUUGUUCUGUGCUGCUCUCCAGCGGGCGUCCCCCUGGACCGGUGGGCUUGGCAUCCCCGGGGGUGUGGACUGUGAUGUCAUCCAGAAGCCGCGUCCUCAGGGGGCUCAGGCUCAGCUGCUGGGUUGGCACUGAGUGUGGGAGGAGGGCUGGAGGGGAUGUCUCUCCGUGGCCCACCUGCCUGGGCUCCCCGAGGAGUCUGAAUGUGAAUGUGCGCUGCUGUGAAGAGUGUGUAUGUCUGUGUGUGACGUCUGUGUGGUGCCAAACACUCACGCAGAAGCUGUGUCCUGAGCUGUGUAUGGGUGUGUGUGUGUGUGUCUGAGUGUGCACUGCUGUGAAGAGUGUGUGUGUCUGUGUGUGGCGUCUGUGUGGUGCCAAGCACUCGUGCAGAAGCUGUGUCCUGAGCCGUGUAUGUGUCUGAAUGUGAGUGUGCGCUGCUGUGAAGAGUGUGUGUGUGUGUCUGUGUGUGACGUCUGUGGUGCCAAGCACUCAUUCAGAAGCUGUGUUCUGAGCCGCGCGUGUGUGUGUGUGAGAGGGUGACGUCUGUGUGGUGCUGAGCGCUCGCACAGAAGCUGUGUCCUGAGCCCACUGGAUGUAUCGCUGCCUGAGCCGUUGGCCGCCAAGCAGUGUCCACCCGGCCACAGCCACGGAUCCACCCUCUGGCGGCCCGGCCCCCACGGACUCGCGGGGUGCUGGCCGAGCCGGACACAGGGCUCUGUGGGCCCCAGGCCCACAGUUGCUCCUGUGGUGAAUGUACAGUUCUCGAAAUAAGCUGAACCUCAUGUGUUCCACUUGAAAUAAAGGGUUUUCCAGGG
Messenger RNA from Cervus elaphus (red deer), 2821 nucleotides. RefSeq names its product ectonucleoside triphosphate diphosphohydrolase 6 (gene ENTPD6). The record is from RefSeq and is a predicted model, not a curated record. NCBI's taxonomy places the organism in Eukaryota, Metazoa, Chordata, Mammalia, Artiodactyla, Cervidae. Gene Ontology annotation, biological process: nucleoside diphosphate catabolic process. Gene Ontology annotation, molecular function: UDP phosphatase activity; GDP phosphatase activity. The transcript is spliced from 15 exons. Gene Ontology annotation, cellular component: Golgi apparatus; membrane. Bases 178 to 1719 code for a protein of 513 amino acids.